Messenger RNA from Sphaeroforma arctica JP610, 768 nucleotides. RefSeq lists its product as hypothetical. NCBI's taxonomy places the organism in Eukaryota, Ichthyosporea, Ichthyophonida. Bases 74 to 406 code for a protein of 110 amino acids. The transcript is spliced from 2 exons. Gene Ontology annotation, molecular function: nucleic acid binding. The record is from RefSeq and is a predicted model, not a curated record.
CCCUAAACAAAUAACGCGCACAUCGACUUAUUUUUGUUAGUCUUAUCUUCUGAUUCAUUCCUUCUUGUGUAUCAUGUUCUCUGCCCUACUUUCCACCCGCACAGCUGGUAUUGCCGCUGUAGCGCGAACCCCCGCCGCUUUCACUGCCCUGCGCGCAUACGCCACUGGUGAAAGACACGAGGGUGUUGUCAAGUGGUUCAACAGAACUAAGGGUUAUGGAUUCAUUACCCCCGAGGAAGCCGGUGCCCCCGAUCUUUUCGUUCACCACAGCAACAUUCAGAUGGAGGGAUACCGCUACUUAGAGGAUGGAGCUCAAGUUGAAUAUGUUUCCGAUAUGGAUGAGAAUGGUCGCGCUCGCGCCACCGGAGUUGUAUCUAAGUACCCUCCCCGCCAGGAUAGCUUUUAAUCUGUUGAAUCGUGCUGGUUGGUGACUUUUCGACUUAAGAUGGCGCCACAUGCGUGUGUAGCUUUGAACCACUUUGUUAUUUGGCGUAGAUAUCUAAUCUACUGUUGAGUCAUCUAGACUGAAAUAUGGUUUAAACCGCGACUAAUGGCAACCUGGAGGUAGCAAUGGUGUACGUUGUCGUCGAACGGAUCUAUUUGCUUCAUGAAAUCUGUGUGGAUCAAGUCGAGAAACAUACUCUGUAAAUAUAGUUAAAAAGGAUCGAUGCAGACGCUGGAUUGAAGUUAAGUGAUAGAUUUCGAAUUUGCUGGGUUGUUGCACCAGGAAAAGAAAAUAGUUGAUAAAUGCCAUGUCCGUUCACCCGA